Molecule: messenger RNA, 1823 nt
Organism: Ectocarpus sp. CCAP 1310/34
Lineage: Eukaryota; Phaeophyceae; Ectocarpales; Ectocarpaceae
Source: the annotation of a GenBank genome assembly
CCCGUGUACACUGAGAUGCUUGGGGCAUCAUCUACAGCAGUAGCGACACAGGCCCUGGCCGAGAAAAAAUGAAAACUUUGCACAAACUAACCCUCUGGAGUCGGCGCAGCUCCAAAAGCUCGAAGUCGAAGAUUCCACCAUCAGUGGAACCAGCGCAGGCCGACGAGACACCAGUGCAAGUGGCACACAACACCAUCUUGUUCGUAGAUGGGCGUGAGGGAAGCAAUAACUUCUCAAGGUUCGGGCAGACCCUUGCCUAUCGCAAUCAAGAGGAGGAGGAGGAGAAGACAACGGUUGAUUCAUCCCACCGCGCCUACGGAGCCAAGGAGUUCGUAUCUGACGAGGAAUGCCGGGGUGAAGAAUGCCCCAACGUUCGGCUACUGAGAAAGCAAGAGUUGUUGCGCAAGAGCGAUCAAGAGGAGAUACAGAAACUUCGAGCCACUUUGCUGCAGCAAAAAUAUGACCUCCAGAGAAAUGAGAAGAUGGCCUUGGCCCGGUUGAAGGCGGUUGAGGAUGAAAAGGCUGCCUUGGAGGUGGCCUUAGGAGCUGAGAGAGCGAAUACGGCGAUGCAACAGAUAACCAUGAACAACAUGAAGAAUACUCUUCGGGAGAAAACUAUCGAAGCUCAGUUGUUGGAGUCCGAGCUGGGAGAACAGGUGGAGAUGUUGAAGAAAGAAAAGAGCAAAGCAGCAGAGAACGGGCAGCGUCAAACUAAACAGGAGAAGAUCAGGAGCGGGUUGGCACGGCUCGUCGAGAAGGAUUUGCGGACGCAGGUGGCCACGCUAGAGCAGUCGAUCAAAGAAUUGAGUCAAGCAGCAGAGGACGGGCAGCGUCAAACCAAAGAGGAGAAGGUCAGGAACGGGCUCACACGUCUCGUCGAGAAGGAUUUGCGGAAGCAGGUGGCCUCGCUACAGCAGUCACGCAGGCAACAAGCGGACGAAAUUCGGAAUCUCUUGGCUCAGGUUCAGGAUCUGCAGCGGAGCGAGGAACGGCACAUUGACAGUGUUGUCACUUUCGGAAGAACCCAGGGCUUCAAUGCCACGGCUAGUGCCCUGGGUGACGGCCAUCCAGACUGUCCGCGGCUGCACGCCGACUUCUACCCCUUUUGGGAGGCGCCCGUUGAGGUUGCAAUAGUGGGAAUCUUCAGGAUCACGGUCCCCGCAGGCGUUCGUGACAAGCACCUCAGCUACGUACGGAGCCACGGGAAUGUUGUCCAGCGCUUCCACGGAACCUCGUGCAGGAGCGCAUGCAACUUUAUUCUCGACCCGAAGAAAGCUGCACCGUGCGGGCUGCAGGAUUGCAACGUAUGCAACAUUUGCUUGCAAGGCUUCAAGAUCGGGAAAAGCUCGACACGGUACGGACAGGGAGUCUACUUCAGCAAACAAGCUACCAAGGCCAACUCCUACGCUGGAGGAAGUGAGAAGCAGGAGAACGGGAAAAAGUUACGAUGCAUCUUUGUGGCCGACGUGGCGAAGGGGAGAUACUUCGUCACCAAGAAGACCGGGUUUGAUGGUGCCAGAUACCCACCGGAAGGCCACGAUUCCGUCCAGGGUGAGGUCGGAAAUGGGUUGGACUGCGAGGAGCUGGUUGUGUACCACGAAGAGGCCGCCAUACCGACCCAUCUAAUCGUCUACACCGUCAGGAGGCGGAAGCAUCCGCGAAGCGCCAGCGCCAGCGCGCGGAGGAAGCAGAGGUCGCCCCGGGCCCGAAGAGAGAGAAUCGGGGAAGCGGCGGGAGGGGGGAAGAAACGGCGACCGGACACUGCUGUAGAAGCGAGUAGGGCGGCCAAGGCCGCGCUUGCGGCGAACGACGUACCCAACUGA